AUGGCCUCCCCACCCCCAGACAGUGGCCCCCGUCGCUCAUCCAGGCCCAAGAGGACCAUCACCGUUGCCGAGAGCGACGAGGAGAAUGAUAUUCCUAAGCCCGCCCCCAAGAAGACGAAAGCUCAGAAGGCCAAGGAAGCCAAGGAUGUCGUUGUCGUCUCUGACGAUGAAGAAGAAGCCUUCUCGCCCGAUGUGCUGGACGCACUGAAGGGCGACAGUGACGAAGAAGGUAUUGAGGACGACGACUCGCCACCUCCCAAAAGCAAGAAGGGCAAGAAAUCCGCUCUCAAGGCUACUGCCAAAAAGGAAAGGGCGCCUCCCAAGCCGAGGAAGAAGAAGGAGGUGACCCCAGCGACGGAGAGCGAAGAUGAUGAAGCCGAUGGCCCCACGCUAAAGCUCGGCGACAAGCUCCCUAGCAUCAAGCUCAAGAAUGAGGACGGCGAACUUGUGGAUGUAUCAACUCUGGCAGGGGAGAAGGGCGUCGUGUUCUUCCUCUAUCCCAAGGCUGACACUCCUGGGUGUACCAAUCAGGCGUGCGGCUUCCGGGACAUGUAUGCGGAGAUCGCAGCGUACGACUAUGAAGUGUACGGUCUGUCGAAAGAUUUGCCGACUGCCCAACAGAAGUGGAAAGCCAAGAAGAACCUCAAUUACCACCUUCUAAGUGACCCCAAGAGCAAGCUUAUCGAAAGACUCGGUGCUUUCGUACCUCCCAAGAACACCAAGCGCUCCCAUUUCAUUUUCGAGAAGGGUACAGGUGAACUCAUUGACGCUGAGAUUGGGGUCAGGCCUGUGGAAGACCCCAACAACGUGGUCGCUUUCCUUACAGAGAAAUACGAUUAA
Cryptococcus amylolentus CBS 6039 is the source of this 840-nucleotide messenger RNA. RefSeq lists its product as hypothetical. Gene Ontology annotation, molecular function: thioredoxin peroxidase activity. The transcript has 7 exons. The coding region runs from base 1 to 840 and encodes 279 amino acids. Gene Ontology annotation, cellular component: cytoplasm. Gene Ontology annotation, biological process: cell redox homeostasis; cellular response to oxidative stress. NCBI's taxonomy places the organism in Eukaryota, Fungi, Basidiomycota, Tremellomycetes, Tremellales, Cryptococcaceae. The record is from RefSeq and is a predicted model, not a curated record.